GAUAAGGAGCAAAAAGGGAGAGGACUAACCCCGGCUAACGAACCCCGCUGACGGAAAACACCUGGGAGCUAGCUAAGCGUACACACAACAAUAACACCCACGCACACACAUCCCUGGAAAACAUGUGGAGCUGAUCUGGAUUAUAAAGCUGAACAGACGCAAAAGGUCUGUGGACUGACAGGCGCUCUACCAUGCCUGUGCCCCCACCCCCCACCCCCCGCAGACAGACACACCGAUCCCACACACACCUCCAUCGGGAAAGGAACGAAGGAAGCCUGACCUCUCCGCCCAUCCUCCAACUAUCGCUCCAUCCAACUCCAACUUUACUCAUCUCCCCUUCUUCUUCUUCUUCUUCUUCUUCGUCUCAUCUCCUGCACUGUGCCUGCCCGCGGACUACACGACGGACGCUCCCCGACUUCGCCACCUUCCCGGCGUUCCACUGGCUCACGCUGGUCACAUGCUGCCUACUGCCGUCCCUGAUUGGCGCGGGGGAGACGUGGGGCAUGGUCUCCACCUGCCCCUUCCACUGCGUUUGUCGAAACUUAUCCGAGUCUCUAAGUACUCUAUGCGCAGACAAGGGAUUACUGUUCGUCCCCCCGAACGUUGACAGGAGGACGGUGGAGCUAAGACUCGCCGAUAACUUCAUCACGGAGGUCGGGGGAAGCGAUUUCGCCAACAUGACCGGCUUGGUUGACCUGACUUUGUCCAGGAACACCAUCCAUCAUAUACGUCCGAUGGCGUUCGCGGACCUGGAGAGUCUUCGCUCGUUACAUCUGGACGGAAAUCGGUUGACGACGCUCGGGCCGAGGGACUUGGCCGGUUUGGUCAAUCUUCAGCAUCUAAUCGUCAACAACAACCAGCUGGUCAAAGUAUCGCCUCAAGUGUUCGACGACUUCCUGCUCACGCUGGAGGACCUCGAUAUGUCCUACAACAACUUGAAAAGAGUUCCGUGGGAGUCCAUUCAGAACAUGGCCAGUCUGCACACGCUCAACCUGGACCAUAACCUGAUCGACCACAUCGCGGAGGGGGUCUUUGGGGAGCUGUAUAAGCUGGCGAGGCUCGAUAUGACCUCCAACAGGCUCCGCACCCUGCCGCCUGAUCCCCUCUUUGCCAGGUCCCAGACAGGAGCAAUAAGCCCCACCCCUUACAACGCCGUCAUAAGUCUGAAUUUUGGCGGGAACCCACUGCACUGUAACUGCGAGCUGCUCUGGCUCCGACGGCUCGUCAGGAGAGACGACAUGGAGACGUGCGCGACGCCGCUACACUUGGCCGGAAAGUAUUUCUGGUCGAUUCCGGAGGAGGAGUUCACCUGCGAGCCGCCCCUCAUCACCCGUCACACUCAUAAGCUGUGGGUGCUCGAGGGGCAGCGGGCCACCCUGAAAUGCCGCGCCAUCGGAGACCCGGAGCCGGUGGUCCACUGGGUCUCCCCCGACGACCGCAUCAUCGCCAACACCUCCCGGACCAGCUCCUUCAGCAACGGAACCUUGGAUAUCUUAGUAACGGUCGCCCGGGACGACGGGGCGUACACUUGCAUCGCAAUCAACGCGGCCGGAGAAGCCACUGCCACCGUGGAUCUGAAAAUAAUCCCGUUACCACACAGGGGCGGAGCGAGCGGGAACGCUGGGAAUACCAACACCAAAAACAACCGGAACGUCACCAAUGGGAUUUUACGGACGGACCCGGGUUCUUCGGAUAUCAGCACGGGGAAAAACGGAGGGAUUAACAACAACAACGGAGCGGGGAGAGGCGGGGAAGCGGAGGAGGAGAAGAAGUCGGCGGGACAGGAGGAGGAGGACGGUGACGGGGCGAAGGGGUCGGAGGUGGAGCGGGCGGACGGGGGGAGUAUGGAGGAGGAGGACGACGAGGAGGAGGCGAGCAGGAGGGUGGGCGUUCAGGGAGUCACGUCCACGUCGGCGCAGGUCCGAUGGGAUUUGGGGCGACUUUCCGGAGCGUAUGUUGUGUGGAUGUACCAGAUUCAAUACAACUGCACCGCGGACGAGACCCUGAUCUACAGGAUUCUGCCCUCCACCAGUGACCGCUUCCUCCUCAAGAACCUCGUCUCCGGAGUGGAUUAUAACUUGUGCGUGCUGGCCAUUUUCGAUGACUCCAUUACGACGUUAGCGGCGACGAAGGUUCUGGGCUGCACCAGCUUUUCCACGAAGGAUGUUUACCCAGCGUGCCGUUCUCUCCAAGCGCAUUUCCUCGGCGGAACGCUCACGAUACUGGUCGGUGGCAUCGUCGUGGUCACUCUGCUCGUUUUUACCGUGGCGCUCAUGGUCCGUCAUCGCGUGUGCAACCAUACGGACCAUAUGAUAUGCCACAACGGGAACGCCGAGGCAGGAGGCGGAGCUUGUUGUCAAGGCGGAGGGCUAGGAGGCGGAGAUAAAGGAGGGAACAGCAGUGGAUGUUACCAGUCUAAUGGUCAGGGGGACAUGAUGAUGGUGGUGCUUCCCAAUGGGCUACCAGCCAAAAGAGGGGAUAAAGAGAAAGACAAUGAGAAGGAGGUGGUGGAAUCUGCCUCCUCUGUGCCUCCCAAACUGCCCCCGAAACCCCGGGCCAAGCCUAAGGUCAAUCUGGAACAGUUCCUGUCAGCAGGGGGCGUGGUCUCCACCAGCACCGGGGGGGAGAUGGCUCUGGUGGUGCGGCAGAGAAAGCUGGAGAAAGCUUACACCUCAGACAGUGACAGAACUCUGCUGUACUACUCCCCCUCCCCUCCCUCCACUCUGCCCCGACAGUCACGCUCCAGGGACCGCCCCCCGCCACGGCUGGAGCGAGAGCUGACCAAUCGGGCCAGUUUUUCUCUGGCGGCGCCCCUCAGAGACGCUGAGCUGUUAGACUGGAGAAUGAGCCCCCGAGGCCGGGACAAAUGGAACUCUUCCCAGGCGUACCAGAGCCCAGUGUCCCCCCUCAGCCCGGGCUGCGGGGCCAUCAGCAAACGCCGCCACUCUCUGGAUAUGGGCUCGUCUGUGGCUUUGGCCAGUGACGCCGCGGCGACCGUGGCCAAGCGCUACGGCGCCGUGAGCUACGCCAAACGUCUCAGCGUCAUCUGGACCCGGAGGAGCCAGUCUCUGCACGGGAUGCUGGUGCAGUGCGCCUCCACCACGAGCACAACGUCCUCCACCACCAGCGACGAGGCGGACUCCGGAAGCGGCUACGGGGCUCGCUGCGAGUUUCAACGGGGAUAUAUUCACGCGUACAACACGACAAACUCCAACUCUAACACCGGGAUAACGCCUGGGAAGGGUAAAGAGAGCAAAGAGAUCAAAAGGGAGAAAAGUAAAGACGGGAAGAGCGCGGAGGAGCUGGAGGAGAGUGUGGUUUAGGAAGAAGAGCAGAGGAAGUCUAUCAAAGCUUGUGAGCGAGCGGAGGCCUGAGCGUGGUGUGGUUGUGGGGAGGGCGGAGCGCUGGAGGCAGGGGACGGGCAGAUAAAAAGGUGAUGGGUAGAUUCGGCUGGAGGCUUGUGCUGCAGCUUGAUUUGCCUGGGGAGCAGUCACCAGAAAUGAGAAAGUGCACCUGAAAGCUAGGUUUUUUUUAAAAGCCGCUUUUUGCUGACCUCAAGAGUGACUGGCAGAAAAAUUAGUGUGGGGGACCAAGUGUUGACAGGAAAAGAAUGGGAGAAAAUAUUGGAGCGGAGCGUUGGUGAAAGGGUAUUAAAUACUCAAGGCUGACAUCAAACUUUAUGACAGAAGCGAGAGGAGCGCGACAAAAACAAAAGCAGAGUUGUGACAGGUACGGAUAGAAACGAGAGGAAGAAGGGACAUCAUAAAAAAUAAAAAAAUCAAGGAAAACACAUCCAAGCCAGUCGGAGCAAGAGGUGGCAGAUCCCAGACAGCGAGGUGGAGAUCAGGGAACAUCUCAGUAAGGCUUAGGAACUAACAGAACCAGACUCGCAUUCUCCAGGGGGGCCAACCCACACACCACCACAACAUCGGCUCAAAAAAAAAACAACACAAACGCACUCCUCUCUCUGGAAACGAAGAUAAAAAACAAAAAAAUGGGGCAGUUUUUCAUCGCUCUCAUUACCGACAACGGGCCAUUUCCGAUCUCCUUUUUUUCCCCCAAAAAAAUAAAACAAAUGAAUG
Molecule: messenger RNA, 4082 nt
Organism: Periophthalmus magnuspinnatus
Lineage: Eukaryota; Metazoa; Chordata; Actinopteri; Gobiiformes; Gobiidae
Product: leucine-rich repeat and fibronectin type-III domain-containing protein 4-like
Exons: 7
Coding region: 192-3323 (1043 amino acids)
Molecular function (GO): protein binding
Source: RefSeq, a predicted model, not a curated record